AUGCCUCGGAGGAACGGGAACGGGGUGACCUCACAAUACGUUCAACCGGUUUGCUUUGAAAGUCUUGGCUCCUAUCUGGAUUUUCACCCAACACGACCCAAAACGCACGCUCUUUUUUCUUUGGUUGGUGGUACACCCGUAUUGGGUCAAACUUUUGGUCAACAUGUUAAGGAAAGCUUCUGCACAUUUUGGCCAGAACGAGUAAUGGCACCUGGAACAUCGACUUCUAGCACUGCAACGACAUUUGCGGGCAUGAACCACGUCGACGCGCAUCUUCAUGACAACUUGGGAUUAUUGUCCUCCAGAAGCACGUUCGCAAUCGGGGCUUCGAUUUCAUAUCUAGGGGUGGCGCCGCACAAAUUUCUAAUAUGCUCUUACAAAGUCACAUCUCAUCCCUCACAAAGUCAAUGCGAGACCGGAGGAGGAGCACACAUGGUUUCGCUCGACUGUAAGAGCUCGACACUACUUCUUUCAACUGUGACUCGCUCCUCUCCAUUAUCAACUAGCCGCAACGUAGCCUGGCCAACAGUACGUUCGCAACCGUAA
Molecule: messenger RNA, 546 nt
Organism: Laccaria bicolor S238N-H82
Lineage: Eukaryota; Fungi; Basidiomycota; Agaricomycetes; Agaricales; Hydnangiaceae
Exons: 4
Coding region: 1-546 (181 amino acids)
Source: RefSeq, a predicted model, not a curated record